AUGGACAAAGCUCUUGAAGAAUAUCAAAAUAAGGCAAUAAAACUGGCCGUCAUUGGAAAUUCCGGUGUUGGGAAAUCAAGCUUUAUUAAUGCUUUAAGAGGGUAAGGAUUUUCCGUUUGCCAUUUCAAAUGAGAAAUACGCAAUAGUUGUCUAGCAUCUUGUCUAUUGGUAAUUACUGAAUGGGACGAUUGGUACAGUAGUUGCUCGUCGUGGUUAUUGCGCGGCUCCAACCGAAACCUUGACAUCUCCCAAUAAGCCGUCUCAGUUAGCCUAAACAAUAGCAUAAUAAACUCACGUUGGCGCAAAAUUUUAGUCUCGUGUUCUUACAUACUUGGAGUUAGAGUGAAGCGAAUGACGAUAAGGCCAUAAAAUUAUUAGUUAAGUGCAAUGCAUAGUUGGUUUUCUAGACUAUAUUAGAAUAAUUUGUUGCCUAUUGAACUUCACUAUAUAAACUAUAAAGUACUAUAGGGCAUACGGCUAUACAGGUUUCCUCCAAAACAAUGUGUUCUUAAGAAAAGUUUACUACAUUUCACAGACUGGAAAAUAAUGACGCGAAGGCAGCAAAAACGGGAGCAAUCGAGACUACAAUGGCUCCACACUGGUAUCCUUAUCCAAAAAACCCGUUGAUCACACUUUGGGAUCUUCCAGGUAUAGGCUCAACCAAAUACCCUGAUCUGAAAGUCUUUUGCAAAACAAACGAUCUCAAAGAGUAUGACGAGUUUGUGAUCAUUACUGCCACACGGUUUACUGAAAACGAUGUCAAACUGGCAAAGAAACUUAAAUCCAUUUCCAAACCCUUCUUGUUUAUCCGCACGAAAAUUGACAUCGACUGCAAAAAUGAGGAGAAAAAAGCACUCACCGAAGAGGAAUUGCUGAAGAAGAUCAAAGAAAACUGUUUUAUCAACUUAAAAGGCCUGCUCCUAGGUGGUGACAGCGAUAUCUACCUCAUUAGCAAUAACCAUCGAAACAAAUGGGAUUUCCCCCGUCUGGUCGAAGCAAUCUUAAACAAACUACCUCUAGAUAAACAAGUGUGCUUUACCUUUUCUAUGUAUAUCGUGUCCGAAAGUAUUCUGAAAGAAAAAGUUAAAAGGCUGAGAGGUUUGUACUUCCCAUAA
Paramuricea clavata is the source of this 1115-nucleotide messenger RNA. NCBI's taxonomy places the organism in Eukaryota, Metazoa, Cnidaria, Anthozoa, Malacalcyonacea, Plexauridae. The record is from the annotation of a GenBank genome assembly.